Molecule: messenger RNA, 198 nt
Organism: Ilex paraguariensis (yerba mate)
Lineage: Eukaryota; Viridiplantae; Streptophyta; Magnoliopsida; Aquifoliales; Aquifoliaceae
Source: the annotation of a GenBank genome assembly
AUGUUUGAGGAAAGCACAAGCAGUGUAAAGCAGUUCCUAGUUCAAUACUGUGAAGGGCGUAAACAAGCUGGCUGCAUUUUGCUGCAAGAUCCACUUUUGAUCUUCUAUGAGACCUUGUGUGUUGGGUUAAGUGGGGAUGACAACUUAUUGGAUACAGAUGGUUUCCUUCAACCAUCACCAACACAUUCAGGUUGGUGA